Messenger RNA from Trichomonas vaginalis G3, 2397 nucleotides. RefSeq lists its product as uncharacterized. Lineage: Eukaryota; Parabasalia; Trichomonadida; Trichomonadidae. Bases 1 to 2397 code for a protein of 798 amino acids. The record is from RefSeq and is a predicted model, not a curated record. The transcript has a single exon.
AUGUCAGUGGAUGGGAAAGAUUCAAAUAUAGAACAUGAGUUUUCAAACAGAAACAAUCAAAUUAUUGAAAGUAAUAAAUCAGAUCAUUGCAUUGUUACGAGUAACGAUCAAAUCUUUGAUAUUUUAUACGAAAACCAAAUUUCUAAAACAGAACCAUUAUUUCCCAUACCAUCUCCCUCAUUGUUUCAAGAAUAUCGACAAUAUAAGUAUGCUGUUUUAUCAUGGAAAAAGUAUUCUUUUAUGAUCACAUCGAAAUAUAUCCUCCUCCAUCCCACAGAGGCAUUUCUACACAGACCAUUAACCAAGCGAGAUGGAAAAUUAAAAAUUAUUACAGGAGAACAAGAAAUUGCUUUCCAAGAAUUUUUUCUCACGGCAUCACCAAAGCAAAAAGACUUAGACAUACCAUAUAUCGAUAAAUUAGUAAUAAAUCGCCGUUUAAAACAAAUAAGUUUAUUAAAAAGAGAAAUUACUAACAUUUCACAAGUUCCAAUCCCAAAUUUCUAUUCAAACUACAUAGAUUUUGAAUCUGCAUCAUUAAAAUGGUAUAGUCUCCAUUCAAAUAUCAACUUUAUUAGUCCAGAUCCAGAAUUUGACCAAAUCCCAAAAAGAGAUCUAUCCCAAGACAAAACAUUCUCCUACAAACAACAAGAAAUGCAUACAGAUGCAAAACAAUAUAAAGAAAUCACUCUUUCGAAAAAAGCAACUACAAAUCUGAAUUUGUUGAAACAAGCGACUCCAGAGUUCAUGUACAUAUACUCAAUCAUCAAACAACCAUUUGACAAAGAAUUUGUCUCAAAUCCAAUAAAAUUUUCAAAAAAUUCGUUUUUUUUCCAACUUUCGCCAUUUGAUGUCAUUUCGCAGCUAGAAACUGAAGGGUUAUUGAAGGAUGAUAUUACUCUACCGAACAACAUCCAAUUCCUCGCGAAAUCAGUUUAUUCCGCGUAUUCCUACUUUAAUUUCCCUCAGCCAUCCACAGUUGACAGGCUGAUGUUCAACAUCAACAACGUCAUGGUUUCAGGGAACGCCGAAUUCCACUUCCAGACGUUCACAGCCCUUCAAAACCUCGCUGGAACAAAAUUUCCAGAAAUUACAGCAAAACUGCUCCAAAACAUCGAUUAUCUGUACAACACUGCUUACGUUGUAACCGAAUUUUCCCAUUCAAUCACCGACCACUUCCUUCCUGAGCUGGAAUUCUUGAAAUUAACAGAAAUUCCUUCGUUUUUGCUGGAUAUUUACAAAGUUUCAUGCAUAUACGUGAUGUAUUCAGUCAUUUCCCAGCAUUUGAACCUUGUCAUUGCGAAAGAAGAAUUUAAUUUGCAGAUAAAUAAAAAAUCUGGGGAACUUCGUCAGAAUAUACUGAGAAUCAUUCAGAACAAUAUCAUAGAGAUAUCCAAUCUCAAUGCUGAUGUUCUUAAUCAAUCCAAUUCUGACUUUUUUUGCUCUUUGUUUUCAAUUAUGAUGAGGGUAUUUAACAACUCAUCAAACCACUUCCUUAUUUGCAUGGUUCCACAUGGAAUACAUUUCUUCUACAAACUGACUGUUUUAUCUCCGAAAUCUUUCAAAAAAUUAAUUCUUCCUUUCCUUGACUUCAAAGAGAUCAACAAAUGCCUCUUCACCGUGAUCAAUGAGUGUAUCCUCGGUCCGAAAUUCAAGUUCCUUCAGAGCAACAAACUUUUCGAUCUUUUCAUGUCCAAAAUUUUGAAUUAUGACCGCCAGAAAUCAUCUUCCUUCAACUUUAUUGGUGUUUUCAUCUCCUACUGCAUCCAAAUUGACAGUCCGAGUCUUGGAAAGUUGCAGUAUUUGAUGAUCAGGUUCUUAGUUGACGGAAUCGAGAACAAAAACGCGCUAUCCGUUUAUGAGUCAUGUUGCAACCUUCUACAGGUCGAGUUGAUCUACUGCACGACUAACAAGUACAUAAUUGACGCGAUGAGCUGUCUGAUUUCAGUCAAAGACCACAACCACUGCAUCCAGCUGAACCUGAAGUCCAUACAGUUCAUCAUCUCUCUGAUGGACUUCGAGCAGCUGCCGGUGGAGGUUUGCCACUCCGCGUACAAACUCUUCACGAAGCUGCUGAUCUACAAGCCGAAGUACUUCAUCGAGGAGUUCCAGAACGAGGAACUGGCCAUGGUCAUCGGAUCAGUGUUCAAGACGGAUUCGGCGCUCUCCAACAGGGAGAUAGUGGCCCUGCUGUACCACUUGAUAAAGAGAGACAACAACAACUUCAUAAAGACGUUCUUGGACGUGUUCAAGAAGGAGGAAAUAAGUCUAAAGGCAAUUUUCGCAUCGGCAAUUUCCGGUUUGACAAUGAAAGAGAAACAGAGAAUGAAACGUAAGAUAUCCGCCAUAAAUAGAUAUAGAUCACAGCACAAAAAGAAUAGAAGUAAGUUUAGUAAAUAA